GCGCGCCCCCGCCCCCCCCCCCGUUGCUCGGAGCCGCCGGCGCAACCCCCCGGGGGGGGCCGGACCGGCGGCGGGGGGGGGGGGGGACCCGGAGCAUCCCCGAGCCCCCGCCAUGGGGGAGAGGAAGGACCCGGACGGCGCUUACGGGACGCCGCAGAAAUAUGACCCGAAGUUCAAAGGUCCCAUCUACGACAGGGGCUGCACCGAUGUGGCCUGCUGCAUCCUCCUGGUCCUCGCCAUCGUGGGCUAUGUCGUGGUGGGCGUUGUGGCGUGGACGCACGGGGACCCGCGGAAGGUGAUCUACCCCACCGACAGCCGCGGGCAGUUCUGCGGUCAUCAGGGAACGGCCAACAAGGACAAGCCUUUCCUCUUCUACUUCGACAUCGUGAAGUGUGCCAGCCCGCUGGUGCUGCUGGAGUUUCAGUGCCCGACCACUCAGAUCUGCGUGAGCAAAUGUCCGGACCGGUACAUGACCUACCUGGGUGCCUACAGCUCCCGCGUGCCCGCCGACCUGCAGUACUACAAGCAGUUCUGCGUGCCCGAAUUCGGGGACCUGAGCAAGGCUCCCAUCGAGGUGCUGAAGGACAAGGAGUGCCCGGCCAUGCUCAUCCCCAGCACCCCACUGGCCCGCCGCUGCCUCCCGGCCAUCCAGGCCAAGAAGGGCGUCAUCAUGGUGGGGAACGAGACCACCUACGACGACGGGCGCGGGGGCCGCAGGAACGUCACCGAGCUGCUCGAGGGGGCCAGAAAAGCAAACGUGGUCCUGGAGAUGAGGCAGCUGGCCAUGAAGAUCUUUGAGGACUACACGGUCUCCUGGUACUGGAUCAUAAUAGGCCUGGUGAUCGCAAUGGUGGCCAGCUUGAUCUUCAUUGUCCUGCUCCGCUUCCUGGCCGGGAUCAUGGUCUGGGUGAUGAUCGUGCUGGUGAUCCUGGUGCUGGGCUAUGGAAUCUUCCACUGUUACAUGGAGUACGCCAAGCUGAAGGGGGAAGCUGGUUCCGACGUCUCCCUGAAGGACCUCGGGUUUCAGACUGACCUGCGCGUCUACCUCCACCUGCGGCAGACGUGGCUGGCGUUCAUGAUCAUCCUGUGCGUGGUGGAGGUGAUCAUCAUCCUGCUGCUCAUCUUCCUCCGCAAGAGGAUCCUCAUCGCCAUCGCGCUCAUCAAGGAGGCCAGCAGGGCUGUUGGCCACGUCAUGAUGUCGCUGCUGUUUCCGCUGUGCACCUUCUUCCUGCUGUGCCUCUGCAUCGCCUACUGGGCCAGCACAGCCGUCUUCCUCUCCACCUCCAACGAGGCGGUCUAUAAGGUGUUCAACGAGUCGGCGUGCCAGUUUUCUGGGCAGACCUGCAGCCCAGAGAAAUUCAACACGUCCAACGUCACCAAGCUGUGCCCCGACGCCCAGUGCCUCUUUGCGUUCUACGGGGGAGAGACGGCGUACCACAAGUACCUCAUCAUCCUCCAGUUCUUCAACGUCUUCAUGUUCUUCUGGCUUGCCAACUUCGUGAUCGCGCUGGGGCAGGUGACGCUGGCAGGCGCCUUCGCCUCGUACUACUGGGCCUUCAAGAAGCCUGACGACAUGCCCGCCUUCCCCCUCUUCUCCGCCUUCGGCCGCGCGCUCCGGUACCACACCGGCUCGCUCGCCUUUGGGUCGCUGAUCCUCGCCAUCGUCCAAGUCAUCAGGGUCAUCCUGGAGUACCUGGACCACAGGCUGAAAGCUGCGGAUAACAAGUUUGCCAAGUUCCUCUUGAGCUGCCUGAAGUGCUGCUUCUGGUGCCUGGAAAAAUUUAUCAAGUUCCUCAACAGAAACGCCUACAUCAUGAUUGCUGUUUAUGGCACCAACUUCUGCACCUCCGCCAGGAACGCCUUCUUCCUGCUGAUGAGGAACAUCAUUAGGGUGGCCGUCUUAGAUAAAGUCACCGAUUUCCUCUUCUUCCUCGGCAAACUCCUCAUUGUGGGCAGUGUUGGAAUCCUCGCCUUCUUUUUCUUCACCCAGCGCAUCAAGCUGGUCCAAGACACCGCGCCGCCCCUGAAUUACUACUGGGUUCCUAUUCUGACGGUGAUUGUGGGCUCCUACCUCAUUGCCCACGGGUUCUUCAGCGUCUAUGGCAUGUGCGUGGACACCCUCUUCCUCUGCUUCUUGGAAGACCUGGAGCGAAACGACGGCUCGGCCGAGAAGCCGUACUUCAUGUCUCCCGACCUGAAGAAGCUGCUGAAGAAGACGAACAAGGGCCAGCCGGAGGCGUAGAGCCCGCCGCGUCCUCCCCGCUCCUCCGUUUUUUCCCUUCCCGCGCCGGGAGCAAGGUUGCGGGGUUGCACCCGGCGCUCAGCACUGCUUGUCCCAGGAGAAAAUGCUGUCUCGAUGCACCCAAACCACCAGCAAGGCUCAGCGCAGAGCAGCGGGGAAGGGCUCAUUUCAGAGGGGACUGGGUGAUCCUUAACGAUCCGGCGCUAAUUGCCGGGGCUGCAGAACUUGGCACGGCUCAGCCCCUGCCCGUCCCACGUUGGGACGUUUCUGGCCAGAACCUGCUGGCGCUGAUAAAAGCAGCGUGGGACCGGCUCUGGCACGAGCACGAGGUGAAGUCCGGUCUUUAGGGGCAUCGAGCCAACAGCAAAGUGAGUUUUUUAAAGUAAAUGAGAAAUCCGACGACGCCGUCACGUUCAGGGCAGCCGUGCUCGGCUGCCUCGUAGCGCCUGGACAAACCCAGGCGUUGCAGUGACCGCCGAGCCAAGCAGCUGCCCUGGUGGUGGCUUUAAGCAGCUCUCUGGCUUGCUGCAGAUUUGCAGCCCACCCCCCCCCUAAAAAAAUAUUUGGUUGAAAUUGUUGGUUCCCACCUGGAGAGCCGAAACGUGCAGAAACAGCCUCGCUUCUCUUGCUGUCUUUCGAAGACGCUUUAGGGUUCUGCUUUGGGGUUUUGGUGGGUGCAGAUUAGAGAAGUAAUCACUUUAUGAAAUAAGCUCGUUAUUGCUCUUUUAACCAUGUGUGAAGGUGGAAGGAAAUCCCGGGUUGAAGGGGCCCAGCUCUCCGAGGGGGCCACGGACUGGGCCAGAUGGGCGUACUCUGUGCGGUUAUUUCAUCGCGAUGAAAGGGCUGACAGCUCCCACCCCAUCCUCUGAACAAAUCCUGCGUUAUGGUUUCCAAAACGUGGCAGCAAAGUGUCCCUAACACGCCAACAAAAUUAACCAGUGGUGCUUUGCCUGUGUGAUGAUCUAGGAAGACCCCCCCCCCCCCCACCCGUGGGCAUGGUAAAGGAGUAGUGUGUGUGUAUAUAUAUACAUAUAUAUCUUUUUUUUUUUUUUUUUUAGGUUUACAUUAGGUAAUUUUAAGCAAACCAAAUGCCAAACAGGUUGCCUUAUGUCCUGAGACACCACGGGGUUUUCUGGACUUUUAGCUAGCUGCUUUUUCUAAUCGGAAGGUGCAGACCUCUAGCAGCUUCCAUCAGAAAAACAAGGGAGGUUUUUGAGAAAUAGAUUGAAGGAGGUUAAAUAUCGCUGCCUCGGAGCAUUAAAACACAAAUAAAAUACCGAAGCUUCCUCUGAGCAGGUCACCGGAGCUACACGGCCCUGCUGCUGUGAAUGGCAACUGCAGGAGCCACGUGUGCCAAUUCCGAGGAGGCUUUGCCCAGGUGUGGUCACCUCCACGGAUUUUACCUGAUUGCGCUUUAUUCUGCUUUAAAAUACAUUCGCUGAGGUGUGAGGUGGAGAACUUAAACAGCUCCCGAAGCACAGGGCGGGCAGCAGGAGGUUUGUGGGGUUGCAGGCACCUCCUUCUCUUAAAAAUUGCAAAACUUCUUUAUUACAGCGGUUUAAAUUUGGUUAGCCACGUGUAACUGUAACUCGCGCCCAAGGGCAUAUUCUGCUUCUUUUAUACGUAUUUCUCAGUAAUCUUUAGAGCCCUGUAGUAUUUUUGUAAGAUACAAGAGAUGUUUUCUAUUUGCACUAUUAACAGCUUUGGGGGGGGGGGGGGGUUCUAUAUUUUGGUUUUAGCCGUUUCCCGGUGGUUUCAGUUCUCCAGCCGUCGCUGCGAUCCCUUCCCGUACCGCUGCAGGGACAGGUGUUGAAACAGUCGUGUGCUGAGGUGAUGCUAACUCGGGGGCAAAGCUUUAAAAAAUAAAUAAAUAAGGCAUUAAAGAGGAGAAUCGUCCUCUCAGUUCAGGAUAGGCGGUCAGUAGAUAAGUGGGAGCAAUCAUAGGAAUGUAUUAAUUUUACAGCUGCUGUAGCAGCCAUGAGAAAAUAAUUUCUGGGGCAUGAUUCUGGUCCUGAAUUACUUUUUCUCCUUUCCUUUGGCAUCCUUGCAUAGGUUUUGAGUUGUGUUUUUCCUUUUGUUUUUUUGUUUCUGUUUGAAGUUUAUGUAUAGAGGGCAAAUUCACGGCUUGCUCCUAGACGUCAGCUGUUAACUUUUCAUGCUUUGGUUGUGGAAAUGCUGUCCAAGGUAACAGGACCAUCAGUAACCGACAUUUAUUUGCAUCAACAUACGCCACGGAUUGUUAGGUCUGAAAAUACGAAGGUUGAAAAAGACUUGUUAAUGUAGCAAGAGGUGCUCUUUGCUUGGGACGUGGGGCUGGCUCCGCUGUGUUGUGUGAACUUGGGAUUCAAGGGGCAGAAUUUGGGGAUCCGAUUUAUUUCCUGCUGAGGAAAUGGUAUUCACGCCACAGCAGGGUUUUAGCGUCCAGAAAGGCUUCGCUUGAUGACUUCCACUGUUUCUUUCUGCAAGCGCGGGCUGAUGCCUGCACCUGGGAGGGCACCUCCUAUGCCUAAGCCACGUAUUUAAAAACAUCUUUAGGAAUAAUUGCGCUCUCUUCUGUCUUGCGAGAUGCUCCUUUUGCCCCUGUGAUCCACGCAUGCUCCUUGUUAUUCCCCGAAUCAUCCCAGGGCCCUGCUUAAAAGCUGCAGGGCUGAUGUCCUACACUCCCUUUCCUUUUAAACGUGUUUCUCUGAGGCAUUAAGUGCAGCUGCUGUGCACCGGGGCCCCUACGCAAGCACACACCUCCAGCUGGAACGUACGCACGUUUCCGAUGUCACGUGCGGCGGUUGUGUUGAUGUCAGCAUUCCAACCAGAAAUAAAGUGCCUAUUUGGACCUCA
Messenger RNA from Oxyura jamaicensis (ruddy duck), 5077 nucleotides. It is a transcript of the gene SLC44A2, whose product is annotated as solute carrier family 44 member 2. Lineage: Eukaryota; Metazoa; Chordata; Aves; Anseriformes; Anatidae. The coding region runs from base 113 to 2242 and encodes 709 amino acids. Gene Ontology annotation, cellular component: membrane. Gene Ontology annotation, molecular function: choline transmembrane transporter activity. Gene Ontology annotation, biological process: choline transport; transmembrane transport. The transcript is spliced from 22 exons. The record is from RefSeq and is a predicted model, not a curated record.